UCCAGGGCGCUUUGCGGGACUCCACGGCCGAACAUGGGGAUCGGUUUUGUCAACGUUUGCGCAAAGCGACUGUGAAGAAUCAAAAGUAUGGAAAAGCGCUCCUGAGGGGGAGGUGGGGACCAUGCGCCGGGUUCUGUGAAGAGUCCAGUCAUCUCCAUCCGAACGCGCCUGCAAAGAAAGUAAGAGAGAAAGAGAAAAAAAAAGAGCGAAAAAGAAGAGAGGGGCUUUACUGGGAACUCCGACUCCGACUCUCAGCUCGUCCGAGGACUCUGGGAAACAAGUCAGAAAGUUUCAUGCUGAAUAUUCCCACAUUAACCUGAGGUCCAGGGUGUAAGGGGAGCAGCAGGUCUCGGCGCUCCAAUGCCAGUGGACAUGCAGCCACAUCAGGGGCUGUAUUACUAUGAGAACUCUCCCAACCAGCCGUCCAGAGGCCUCGUCCCCUCCGAUCAGUCCCCCUACAGCGAUGUGUCUUUACUGCGCGCUCCGCUGCUCGACGGCGCUCCGCAGGACUGCCACGCCAUGUACAACCCCAUGACUCCCAGCAUGGCCCAUGGAUCAGGGCCGGGCCAGGGGAUCGGCCACUGCAUGGAUCAAUACAUGAGGCCCCCUCAGGCCCCACCGCCGCCUCACAACAUGCUGGGCCACCGGAGCAUGCCGCCCACCGAGGGAGGCAACAGCGCCCCCUACUGUAACCAGAACAACAUGAUGUCCUCCCAUCAUAACUUCUGCUCUGCUCAGGCCGGCACCGAUCAGCUUGGGCCUGGUGAUGGAUCAAGGUUCUCCACUCCCCGCUCCAUGCUGAAGCUCAGUAAAAAGCGAGCUCUGUCCAUCUCCCCCCUGUCUGACGCCAGUGUGGACCUGCAGACGGUCAUCCGCACCUCACCCAACUCUCUGGUGGCCUUCGUCAACUCGCGCUGCAACCCGAACGGAGCCAGCUCGUACGGCCAUCUCUCUGUGAGCGCCAUGAGUCCAUCACUGGGUUAUUCCAGCAAUAUAAACUGCCAGUCCAGGCCGCAGGGCUCCAUGUAUGGAGGAGGUGGGGGGACCCCACUGGGCGGACACACUCCAGGCCCCUGCCAAGCUUCCCGUCUGCCUCCCCACAAUCCUCGGCUGCACGCACCGCCCAAGCACGGACACCUGAAGACGGAGCCGGGGCUCGGAGGGGUGAUCGAUGGCAUGAAUGUAAAGAGCUUGGAGGAGAGGUCAGAAGGAGAUGUAGCCAGCCCUUCAUCCACCGGCACUCAGGAUCCUCUCCUGGGCCUGCUGGACGGUCGAGACGACCUGGACAAGGAGGACGGGAAACCUGAACCAGAGGCAAUCUAUGAGACCAACUGUCGCUGGGAGAGCUGCAACAAGGAGUUUGACACACAGGACCAGCUCGUUCAUCACAUCAACAAUGAGCACAUCCACGGCGAGAAGAAGGAGUUUGUGUGUCACUGGCAGGAGUGCUCCCGAGAGCAGAGACCCUUCAAAGCCCAGUACAUGCUGGUGGUUCACAUGCGCAGACACACCGGAGAGAAGCCACACAAGUGCACUUUUGAAGGCUGUAAUAAGGCCUAUUCUCGCCUGGAGAAUUUGAAGACCCACCUGCGCUCCCACACUGGAGAGAAACCGUACGUGUGCGAACACGAAGGCUGCAACAAAGCCUUCUCCAAUGCUUCAGACCGCGCCAAGCACCAAAACCGAACUCAUUCCAAUGAGAAACCUUACGUGUGCAAGAUUCCUGGAUGCACUAAGCGAUACACAGACCCAAGCUCUCUGCGUAAACAUGUGAAGACGGUACACGGCCCCGAGGCUCACAUCACCAAGAAGCAUCGAGGAGACACGGGCCCUCGGCCCCCAGGCUCGGCUCUGACGCCCGGGGCCCCGAACUCUGAACUGCUGCUGGAGAAGGAGGAGACGCGCAGAGAAGACUGCAAACUGUUGGCUCCUGAAAGUGCUCUGAAGCCCCAGCCCAGCCCUGGUGGUCAGUCAUCCUGCAGUAGUGAACGGUCUCCACUGGGGAGCGCCAACAACAACGACAGCGGUGUGGAAAUGAACCUGAAUGCAGCAGGCAGUUUGGAAGAUCUCACUGCUUUGGAAGAUGGGGUUGCAGGAGGAGGUGUAGGUGGAGGAGGGGGAGGAGGUGGGGAGCCCGGAACAAUGGGGAUGUCGGCGCAGGCUCUGAAGAGACUCGAGAACUUGAAGAUUGACAAACUGAAACAAAUCCGCAGGCCAACCCCUCCUGGUCGCUGCGCCAGCAGCAAACUUCCAGCCCUCACUGGUUCAGGAGAGAGUAUGGGCAUGUGUGCACCGUCUCCACUCCUCUCAAACCGCCGCGUUAUGGAGCUGUCCAAUCACGAGCUUGGAGGGGGGACGCUUGCCUGCUCAACCAAUGACAGAAGAGGAAGUGGCACCAGCAGCCUCAGCUCCGCCUACACUGUGAGCCGCCGCUCCUCUAUGGUGUCUCCAUACCUGUCCAGCCGACGCUCCAGCGACGUCUCACAGAUGGGAGGUACAGCGGCGGGAGGAUGUCACCUCCUCGGCCCCGAACAGUCGGGUGGAGACCCUCUGUCUCCCGAGACCACUCGCAGAGGAGCUCCAUGUCCAGGAGGAGGAGGAGGGCUGCCCGGUCUUCCUAAUUUGACCCCUGCACAGCAGUACAGCCUGAAGGCCAAAUACGCGGCAGCCACUGGUGGACCACCACCAACUCCCUUACCUAACAUGGAGCAACCAGGUACUCCAGUUCGAAGAGGAGGUGUGUUGAGUGAGUACCAAGGUCAGCCCCUUCCGCCCUUUCUCCAACAUGGUGGUCCUCGAAGGCACAGUAGCAACACAGAAUACGGUACUGGGGUUAUGUACCCUCACCAGGCUCCGGGUAACAACACCAGGCGAGCAAGUGACCCAGUCCGAUCAGCAGCUGACCCACAAGCUCUCCCGAAGCGUUUUAAUAGCCUUAAUAAUGUGGCUAUGAUGGGCCGGAGAAAUGCACUGCAACACCGUGGCUCUGACUCCAGUCUUUCUCGCCACCUGUACUCUCCUCGACCACCCAGCAUAACCGAGAAUGUAAUGAUGGAGGCUAUGGGCAUGGAGUCUCAUCUCGCUCCUGCCGAAGCAAGGGAUCGCUCACUGAUGAUGGCACCUGCAGAAAGAAACUUCAUAGGAUACCAGCAACAGAGUCAGACCCUCGGAGGUGGAAGUUCGAUCUCCAAUCAGCUAUCCCCAAGCCAUGAUUCUCUGAGCUGCCCCGAUCAGAGUUACAUGCAGCGACACUACCAGAACCAAGGAGCGGAAGUCACUUCCAGGGCUGCUGGAAAUUUGAUCAACCAGUCAAGGCCUAUUCAGCAAGAGAGCAUGUCAAAUUCUCUUCUACAACAGGCUGAGUACAGUAUGAGCACCUGCCAGCUCAGUCCCUCAGGCCCGCAUUACCCCAGCAUAGGCCAGGGAGGAGACGCAGGAGGUCCUUGGAAUGACAACCACAGCCAAGUACAGACUUCCAGCCAUGCUCUUCAGAACCAGCGGGGAAUGCAGUAUUCUGAUCCUGGCUUGCAGCCUCAGCAGGCACAAUCUCACUUCGCUAAUCAGGCGGGUCAUUACAACAGCUCCGAGAGAGUCCAUAAACUUGUCAUCAAGCCCGAGCAGCAGUUCCACCCGGGGAUGGGAGGCGGCGAUGCUUGUCAAAGUGCAAAGCUCCACCAACAACAGAUGCUUCUGCAGCAGACACAAGGUUACCCACAGCAGGCAGGCCAGGUAAUGAUGAGGAACUCAAACAACCCCAGCUGUGACUUUCAAGGGCCAAACCAAAACUCUUUCCCCGGUGGAGGAGGAGUGAGUUUGGGCUCCACACUUGCUGAUGGGCAGAGGUCAGAAACACCGAUGAUGCAGGUGAAGGAGAUGAUGGUGAGGAACUACGUACAAUCCCAGCAAGCCCUCAUGUGGGAGCAGCAACAAGAACAGCAGCAGCAGACUGGAAUCAAGCCUCCACCUCUUUCUGAUAAUAUGGACCUGGGUGCUCAAACUGCAAUCAUGCAACACAGUCCACAACAUCCCAACCAGAACAUUUUCUCCAGUCAGCCCUAUCCGCCGUAUCCCAACCAGAACCUGGUCAUGAGUCCUCCUGCCCACAGCCGAGUGCCGAGCUCAGUAACUCCUAAAGACCAGCAGCUGACAGGUCUCCAAAGUUCAUGUUAUAACCAGGAGAUGGUUGUUCCGAGGCCUCCUCAGGGACGUAAACCCCUGAGCCGCCAGAACAGCCUGUCACAGGUAGGAGGAGGCUACCUUGGCAGCCCACCUCACCUCAGCCCCGUCCACUCAACGUCCAGUCCUCGUCGAGGAGUCCGCCUUCCUCCAGUCCAGCAUCCACAGCAUCCACAAAGCGAGAUGUUCUCCCCAUCCAACAAUAACAACAUGUAUUACUCGGGUCAGAUUAACAUGGAAAUGGAAAAACACAUGAACUCACCAAAUGUGGCUUGUUUAAACCAGCAGCACAGUAUGGGGUCUAGUCUGGACCCAGCAGGGGGCACAAAAUCUACACCUAUGGCUCCUUAUGCUGAGUCUGGCCCUAUUUCCAAUGCUUUAGAAAACCUGGACCUGGACAAUGCUCGCAUAGACUUCACUUCCAUUAUUGAUGAUGCCGACUCUUCCUCCUUCAGCCCCGUCAACAAUCCCCUGCAGGGGCAGGCAGGAUCUUCCUCCCAGGCCUCAUCCCGCCUCACCACCCCCCAGACUUCGGUCAGCCUCGCCGUAGGCGCCGGCCUGUCCAACAUGGCUGUUGGUGACAUGACAUCCAUGCUUACCUCUCUGGCAGGAGAAAAUAAAUACCUGAACACACUGUCUUAGAAGACAACUCGAGUACACAAGCAUACAUUUAGGCAAGCAAUCAAACUCUGGCCAUGGCCAGGUUCCAGUGACACUAGUCUGGGGUUUAAAAAACAUACACUAUCUCUGUCACUUAUAGUGAUAUUUACUUGUACAUUACAAGACUCUAUAUGGCUAGGCAAAGGCAAAUGGUACAUUUUAUGUAUUUAGUCAGUAGUGUGCUGUAAUAUAGAUUGACCUCAAUACAAAAACCCAACAGUCUGCCAUGUUUCAAGCUAAAUGUUGCUAUCGCAUAACAGAUAUAGCCACAUGUUGUACUGCAUUUUGGUUGCAAGUUGAGUUCCAAUACAGGUUAAAUGUGUUUGAGUCCCCACCCCGAAGAUCUUAAAACCAAAGGUGCCUGAACAACUUCCCUCUUGCCUUGGUACUUGCUAUCAUAUGUGCCUUAUUGUGGGGGGCAGAACUAUUUGCCUGAUAUGAAAGGAUGCAGAGCUUUUUCUAAACAGGCAUUCCAAUCACAUAAGGCUUUUAGUAACAAUGGAGCAGAGAAAGACUCGUGUAAAUAAAUCAUAUAUAUAUACUGAACAUUUUGUAUACGACAAUGAGGCAUUGGAUAGCUAUCCUCUGUCUUUGGAGAAACUGAUGGAUUCUGAAGGCCAGUGUUCAAAGGAUGUGAUGUGAGAAAAAUGCAGGAAGAAGCGAGAGAGAAAUGUUUUUAUCGAUUGAGAAAUUAUUCCUCGGUGCUACUAAAACUCACUUUUUUUUUUUUGCCAGAGACUUCUUCAUUGCCAGGAACAGCACAUUAUGUUUAAGUGGCAUAUCAGUAUUCACACAUAUGCACAGAUGAAUUCACAUCCAUAAUACCCCCACACAUGUGCCCACUCACAAACACUCAGGACUUGUUUAAAUCUUUGGUGUUCACAUUACAUGUAUGUUGGAACUGCCUUUCCAGACAGAGAGUUUGCACUCCACAUGUUUACUGUACGUGUUCCUAAAGCAGCUGUGUACUUAUUCUUAUCACUGCAAGACAAAAAGUGCCCUACGAUUUCAAAGGUACAUCGACUGAGCGAAGCUCAAAUGUAAUAUGUAUCCAUUGACUUCACCAGCAUGGUGAUACAUUCAAUGCUAUCAACCAUAAUGCCUUUACUUAACCAUACCCCUCACACUGACUGCGGAAUAGAAAACUUGGUGGAUUUGGUAUUUGAGGAACUGAGGUACAUUCAUAGUGCAGUGCCAAUGCACUUUGGCUCUGAUCCCAAAAAAAUGUGUUAUUUUGCAGCUAAUUCAGGAUACUAAGGCAUCACAAAGCAUUAUUUUUUACAGUUCCUAUCACACACUAUAUGGGUAUAUUGAGGUACUUUUUGCAACUGAUGAGCUGUAGCAAACAGAUGUUAGUUGCGGCUCUUUGUAGAACAAAUUUUAUACUGUGGCUUUGCACUGAUGACAGCGCUGUGUGGAAGAUCUCCAUCUCUCAUCACUAUUCACAUGAACCUCAUUUUGGAUGGCAAUGUAGAUUCAUCACAGUAUUUUUUUUCUUCAACACAAAACACAUCCGAAAAACCCUCGUGCUCAGCUGAAGCCACAUUAAAGUGUUCUAAAAGCAUUUCAUGUGACUUUUUCAGAACUUAUUUGCAAUGUCACUUCCAAGCUUUGUAUGAUUGAACAUUUCCUCAUUUGGAAAAAAAAAAAAAAAAAAGAAAAGAAAAAGUCUGCAGCCUACCAAAGACACCUAAAAAUGACUGAAAAAAAAUGCACAAAUAGUCUAUUUUAACA
Molecule: messenger RNA, 6570 nt
Organism: Salarias fasciatus (jewelled blenny)
Lineage: Eukaryota; Metazoa; Chordata; Actinopteri; Blenniiformes; Blenniidae
Gene: gli1
Product: GLI family zinc finger 1
Exons: 13
Coding region: 361-4818 (1485 amino acids)
Biological process (GO): smoothened signaling pathway; regulation of transcription by RNA polymerase II
Cellular component (GO): nucleus
Molecular function (GO): DNA-binding transcription factor activity, RNA polymerase II-specific; RNA polymerase II cis-regulatory region sequence-specific DNA binding
Source: RefSeq, a predicted model, not a curated record